Messenger RNA from Gigantopelta aegis, 824 nucleotides. RefSeq lists its product as uncharacterized. The transcript is spliced from 2 exons. Bases 311 to 661 code for a protein of 116 amino acids. NCBI's taxonomy places the organism in Eukaryota, Metazoa, Mollusca, Gastropoda, Neomphalida, Peltospiridae. The record is from RefSeq and is a predicted model, not a curated record.
CAGAAGAUACCUGCGACUAUUGGGACAGAUUCAUGUUUUAUUUUGUAAGCCUUGUAUCAAAGCAGGACAUUUAAUUUUAAAUUUAUUACGCAACGCGGGUAGUCCACGGUCUAGUUGACUUUUUAUGUACCUUUCGCCUCCGUAUCUGAUUGACUUGUUUGCUUUCGUUUCAGUAUUUAAGCAUAUUAUAUUCUAAUUAAUUAAACCAAUCCACAGACAAAGAUUACUUUUAACGCAGAUUAGUGUUUAGUUUCCGUUAAAAGAUGAACUACAGAAUAAUGGUUCGACUGAUUUUCACGGCUUGCGUUGCAUGCACGUGGAUUUCAAUGACGUCUGCUGCCCGACCGACCCUGAGCAGUGUGUUAUCGGACCUGGCGGCAGGGGGAAGUCGAAUCUGUCCCUACUGCAGCUUGUGUUCCUACAUCAGCAUCUGCAACGGCUACUGUCUUCAGCAGCCGACGAUGUCGUGCUUCCUGUGCCAGUUCAAAGGUCAUUGCAAUACCACGUGCACGAGCACGUGCAAGCGUCGAACCCAUGCAGCAGCGGGAAAGAGACUUGUGAAGUGACCGGCAGCGGGAAGUAUCGUUGUACUUGCAAGACGCUUGCAUGUUUGAAUCAGGCAAAAGUGAUAAUCCAAACAGACAAAUCCAAAACAGUGUGAACGACGUCAUCACCGGUGAAAACUCGUCGAAAUCAACUUUAAAAACACAUCAUAAUAAAUAGUAAUAAUCAGUUAAAGAGACAACAACACCAAAGAAAAUUGGCGAACUCAUAUUGGCGAACAUUUAUAUAUAUUCAAUAUUUGAAUUAAACAUACAAGACGC